AUGAGGGCUGUUUCAGCAAACUUCUUCGCUCUGCUCUUCCUGUGCGCCUUUGCAAGUGUUUUCUACGUCUGGAGCGCACUGGAGAACCGUGUUGAGCGACACAAACGGAUGUUCUCGGUACCAGGCGGAGGGUCUUUCUACCCAAGCCUCCCCGUGGACCUCUCUGCCAAAACUUUCCGGGCAUUGCUCGCUGUCCCACCGGCACAAAGACCGCACUUGGGGGGCAGACUUGAGGCUCUCAACCUCACUGAUAUCUCAGUAGGAAGUCGAAAUUACCAUAUGAAUGGGGAUAACAAGAGGUCAACACAGCGGGAGGGCCCGGUCAAGUUAGGCUCCCCUGUGGAGGAUGGGAUAUUUUGGAGUAAAUGGCUGGAAGAACUCCUCCCUGUGGGCUUCACGGAGGAAUAUGCUCGGACUUGGCGAGAAAGAGCGAGGACACACCGGAUAGUGAAGCUAGAGUCUGGAUGCGGCAGGAUAUCCAAUCAGCUCGCCACUUUUGCAGAUGGGACCAAAGCGUGUGUGCGUUACGGGAUAAAUGCAGAUCAGGUGCAAGGCGAAACUUUGACAUAUUACCUUGCCAGUUUGCUAGGCAUCACGAACCUGCCUCCUUUAAUACUAUCUCAAUUGAACACUUACAGUGAACAAUGGGCGGCUGUCAGAACACGGAUAGAUAGUUUACAGUGGAGUGACCGAGCCGUGGUCUCUCUGACCGAAUGGGUCUCCAAUCUGACCGGGGUGGUCACACCUGCGCCGCUCAGACAGGAGAGCAGCGGGCUGCAUCCUGCGCUGGAGGAGCUUCGGAACAAGACGACGGUUGAGCUGUUGGAGCUCGUGCAGUGGACCGACCUUAUCAUAUUCGACUACCUGACUGCAAACUUCGACAGACUUGUCAGCAAUCUGUUCAGUCUGCAGUGGGAUUCGCGCGUAAUGGAGAGGGACACCAACAACCUCCUGAAAACACCAGGUGGUGACCUCGUAUUCAUUGACAACGAGGCUGGACUCGUGCACGGGUUUCGGGUGUUAAACAUGUGGGAGAAAUAUCACAAUACAGUGCUGAGCUCUGUGUGUGUGUUCAGAAAAAGGACCGCGCAGCUCGUGGCGGAGCUGCACAGGCGCAGAGACUCCAGGAAAAGACUGCUGGAGCUCUACAGAGACAGCGAGCCUUUGUCCCUGGAAUUAGGAUUUCUCUCAGAUGAACACGCCGGUGUUCUCCAGGACAGGAUAGACAGAUUAUACAAACACAUUUUGUAUUGCAAAGGGAAGUACAGCCAGCUGUGA
This is a messenger RNA of Scomber scombrus (Atlantic mackerel), 1278 nucleotides long. It is a transcript of the gene fjx1, whose product is annotated as four-jointed box kinase 1. Gene Ontology annotation, biological process: cell-cell signaling. The transcript has a single exon. NCBI's taxonomy places the organism in Eukaryota, Metazoa, Chordata, Actinopteri, Scombriformes, Scombridae. The record is from RefSeq and is a predicted model, not a curated record. Bases 1 to 1278 code for a protein of 425 amino acids.